GUGAGGUGGUGAGCUCCCCGACCGGGGAGGUGCGGAAAGAGCGAGCCAGUCACCGGGGCUUCCGAGCACCAGGAAGUGAGCAUCUUGGCUCCAGGCUCUGCCUGCAGCAACCCGGUGUCUGAGGCCCCUGUGUGGGUAGGGGCGAGGCCGCCACUGGAGGGCUGCAGGGCAGCGUCUCCAGGAUACCUUGCUGGGGGCUACGUCCAGGUUCGCUGUUUGCAGACACCCCGGCAGGGGCACCCAGCCCAGCAGGGCCAAGGGUCAGCGGGGGCGGUCCCCCCUGCUGGUUGGGACUUGCCCGGCCCUGAGUGGGGAGACGGGCCCGGCCGGGCAGCGCUCCCAGCACGGCGCCGGAGAGGGGUUCGGCAGGGUGAGGCUUUCCGCCCAGCGAGGAGGGGCCGGGGAGACGGCUCCUCCUGGAGCCAGACUCGCUCCCGCCGCAGAGCCAGGGCGGUCGGGAGCCUGAAGGUGCCUUGGGCCCAAGAGGCGGAGUCAGCGUGACAGGAGGGAGGCCCCCGGCUGGGUGGUGACCAGGCCCCGCCUCCCCGCCCAAGGCUGCGGCGGCGGUGACAUUCCUAAUUGUCGGUGACUGACUCAGCCUCGCUUCAAAGGUCUGGGUCAGGCCCGCAGCCCCCGUCACUCUGGAAUUCUGCUUCUCGGGGGAGCCGGCCCGCCCGAAGAGUGCUCCUCGCCCGGCCGGUGCCUCCCCCCGUCCCGUCCACACCCGCCCCGGCCAUGGCCGUGCAGGUGCCCCUGUGGCAGCACUACCUGCAGGCCAUCCGCUCGCGGGGGGCACGGCGGGCGCAGGACUUCCAGCGCGCGGAGAACGUGCUGCUCACGGUGCUGGAGCACGUGCACCACCUGGACCCCCGCUUCCUCGUGGACUACUCCCGUGACCUGGAGGCCUUCCAGUUUGCCCUGCGCACCUCGGAGGAGCCCCUGCACGUGGCGGUGCCCCUGCGGGUGGAGGCGGACGCCCUGCUGAUUGAGGAGGCGGGGGCCGCCGAGGCGGGCGACGGCCCUGCGCCCUGCCGCCUGGGUGUCUCCAGGGAAGGGGCCCGCCCGGAACGGCGGAUGGCCGAUGACGUCCUCAGCGUCUCCUCCGAGGGCGGCGCCGGGUGCCGCGGCCACAUCGCGCCCAGCAAGGUCCUGCGCGUCCUCAAGGACCUUCUGGUGGCGGCCGUGGUGCACUGCAGACACCAGGGCCUCGUCACGCCAGGUUCUCUGAACGCGGACAGCCUGGAGGAGAAGGAGUCCCACCUGUCCCUGCUCGUGUCUAGCGGCUGGCGAACCAUCCGGUUCAACAUCGUGCCCACGGUGCGGAGAAAGCUCGGGGUGCCCGUCCUGGAGAGGGCUCAGUGGAUGUGCGGGUUCCCCGAAGGGAGCUUGAAAAGGAUCAUCAGCCAAGAAGCGGCCCUGGUGCCAGCCAGUGCCCAGCACUGGAGGGUCUCCACUGACUACCUGCUCACCAGGCUGCUCGGUGCGCUGGGCUCCCUCCCGGGCCACCGUCUGGACGGCCUCUCCAUCCUGGACCGGGUCAACCACGAGAGCUGGCGCGACGGCGGCCAGAGCCCCGGCCUGACCUUCGGUCACCUGAAGACGGUGCUGCUGUGGGCGUCCACGCUCUUCCCGGCGCCCGAGGACUGGGCGGAGCUGCAGGGCGCCGUGUACCGGCUGCUGGUGGUGCUGCUCUGCUGCCUGGCCACCGGGAACCUGCCACACUUCGUCUACCCCAAGCGGAACCUGCUGAGCGACGCCGGCCUGGACCUCAACGCCCUGUACCAGCGCGUGGAGCGCUUCGCCAGCCAACCCGAGGCGUCCCUGCGCAUCCACGUGACCCACCUGGGCCGCGGCCCCCCACCGCGCAUCGGCAACGGGGUCAAGGCCCUCCUGCAGCUGCCUGCCAGCGACCCCGCCUACUGGGCCACCGCCUACUUUGAUGUCCUGCUGGACAAGGGCCCCAGGGUAGCGUGUCCGAAUGUGCCUCCAUCGCCCGCCAGAACCACCCCCAAACCCACGUCCGUUCCAGGUCUUCAACAUCCAAGAUGAGGACCGGAUCUCGGCCAUGCAGAGCAUCUUCCGGAAGACCAAGACCCUGGACGGCAAGGAGUGCUGAGUGGCCUUGCCUUUGCUCGGUCUUCACCACCCACAGCCGGGCUGCACGGCCCCGCAGAGGACCCGGGACACUUGGGGAAGGGAAUGGGCUUCACCCCGAGGCAGGUGAUGGGCGGUAGAGACGUCCACCUCAGACUGCCCGGGGGAUGGCCUCCCGGGACUCUGGGAGCACCGGGCAGCAGGUCCCCCCGAGCAGCUGCCUGGUCUCCCCAGGGCCUGGGACGAAGGCGCCUUGUAUUUCACAAGACGCGUGUGGGUCUAUGUGAUGUCAUCAGACUCUCAGAGCCAAGCGUCUGCCUGAGACCUGGAGCUCGAGGGCUUGUCCCGACCUGAGUCCCAUGCUCCUCCAUGGUGAUGUAAUACUAUAUAUCUGAUCUUGAAUAAAUUAACGCGCCGGGUAGGCUCGGUGGGGACGGCA
This is a messenger RNA of Felis catus (domestic cat), 2533 nucleotides long. RefSeq names its product mab-21 like 4 (gene MAB21L4). NCBI's taxonomy places the organism in Eukaryota, Metazoa, Chordata, Mammalia, Carnivora, Felidae. The transcript has 7 exons. The record is from RefSeq and is a predicted model, not a curated record. Bases 736 to 2049 code for a protein of 437 amino acids.